Messenger RNA from Ilex paraguariensis (yerba mate), 2474 nucleotides. The record is from the annotation of a GenBank genome assembly. Lineage: Eukaryota; Viridiplantae; Streptophyta; Magnoliopsida; Aquifoliales; Aquifoliaceae.
UGUCAUUUGUCAAGUUGAGUCUAUGAAUGCUAAUCUUCGUAUGGCUAUGGCUAAAUGGACUUGGUCAGCGCUUGAGGAAGGAGGAAACAAUCUCAGAACUGCCUAUCUUGAUGGAAAAACCUAUGGCGUUGACCAUGGCCAGCUAACCAGGCCAGUCAAUGACUGGUUUAAACACGUAACCAGUACCAAAACAAGGGCGUGAGCAUCACCCAUACUAUCCAUUUCAAUUCCACUACACUCCAUAUCCAUGGUCCAUGCAUACUGAGAAGGAAGGCGACUGGACACCAACACAAAUUCCUUCGAUCCCACACCUUUCUGGCUCUGAUAAUGGUACUAACACCCAUAUUUAUGACAAAUAAGAGGAAGAGAGAGAGAAGGAAAAGUAAUUACCGCAUUAAGCGGCUCUUGUUUGUGUGGAUGAUGUACUGGGGAGAGAAAAUGGAAAGAAGGAAGAGUUCACCACUCCCAUCAUGUCAUCUGAGCGACCUUUGACGGAGUAAUAAACACACCCACCACCACAUCACCUCCUAACUUCCCCUAAAAAUACAAAGACAAAACAACAUAAACAAACUCAAAAUAUAAAAAACACUUCUUGUCGUAUAUUCUUUGUUUUCUUUCUUUGAAUUUGUCGCAUGAUUUUUUUUUUCUCUCAAAAGCCCAGCAGCACAGGAUCUAGGUCCCUUUGGAAUUCGUUCUGGAAAAUUUGAUCUGGGUUUUGAUGAUUGUUGGAGGAUUCAGCUUGUGGGUGCUGGUUUAGAUUUUCAUUUUGAAGAAUUGGAAGUAACCUGUGUUUUGUAAAAGUGUUUUUUCUUGUUUUGAGAUUCUGGAAUGUGGUGGGACGCUGGAGCACCUACUGAUUCUUUCUACCAGGUUCGGCCUGAAUGCACCGAUGUUCCAAAAACCAAGUUCAGAAUCAAGGCUGGCAAGACCCUAAGUGCAAGGAAAUGGCAAACUGCGUUCACUCCAGAAGGUUAUCUCGACAUAGCCAGAACACUUAGUCGGAUCCGCCGUGGGGGGAUCCAUCCAUCAAUUAGAGGAGAAGUAUGGGAAUUUCUACUUGGUUGUUAUGAUCCUAAGAGCACAUUUGAUGAACGAGAGCAGAUACGCCAACAUCGAAGGGAAAAAUAUGCGUUGUUGAAAGAAGAGUGUCGCCAGAUGUUUCCCCUUAUUGGAAGUGGGAGGUUUCUAACCGCACCUGUAGUUACCGAAGAUGGUGAACCUGUUCAAGAUCCUGUUGUACUUAAGGAACUGGGAUUACUUCCUGAAGAAAAUGGUGCUUCAGGCGGUUCAGAAAUGGUAAAGGAGCCAAGUGGUCAUGGUCCCCAGGACAAGAAAGUAAUUCAAUGGAAGCUUACACUACAUCAAAUAGGUCUCGAUGUGGUUCGCACUGACAGGACACUCGAGUUCUAUGAGAAGCAAGAAAAUCUGUCGAAGCUUUGGGAUGUUCUAGCUGUCUAUGCCUGGUUUGAUGCAGAUGUUGGCUAUUGUCAAGGAAUGAGUGAUCUUUGCUCCCCCAUGAUCAUUCUUCUCCAGGAUGAGGCAGAUGCUUUUUGGUGCUUUGAACAUUUGAUGCGCAGAUUGCGAGGAAAUUUCAGAUGCACUGAGAGCUCUGUUGGUGUGGAGACGCAGCUAAGUAAUUUGGCUUCUAUUACUGAAGUCAUUGAUCCCAAACUUCAUCAGCACCUAGAGACCCUAGGUGGAGGUAACUAUCUAUUUGCUUUCCGGAUGCUUAUGGUUUUGUUUCGUCGAGAAUUCUCUUUUGGCGACUCAUUGUACCUUUGGGAGAUGAUGUGGGCUCUGGAGUAUGACCCCUACUUGUUUUCUGUGUAUGAGGACUCUAAAUCAGCUAGCGAAAAACAUAAGGGUUCUAAAGGAAAACCAAAGUCAAUGCGCCAAUUUGGGAAGUAUGAGAGGGACAACAGGAAAAAUGGAGUCAAUUCUCAAGCCCAUCUCCCGAUAUCAGUUUUUCUUGUGGCCAGUGUCCUCGAAAAUAGAAGCUCAAAGUUACUGACAGAAGCUCGGGGACUGGACGAUGUUGUCAAGAUAUUGAAUGACAUAACCGGAAACCUAGAUGCCAGGAAAGCUUGCCGUGGGGCAAUGAAACUUCACAAGAAGUAUCUAAAAAAGGCAUGACAUUGAAACAAACUAUUGGUCUCUGGAGAAAAGUAAAUGAAAUUUUGGCGCAGUCAAGGAACAAUGAGAUGCUUUGGGACACUGCUACUUGAUUUUUCAAGAGACCUUCAUAUACUUUAAUACAAAAUGUGAUCUGGAAAUUUUCGUAUUCUCUCUCUCCAACCAGCAAAUACCAGUGGGAGGCAUGUGUUGUAUGUGCAAUCAAUUUUCAGUAUUGUAUAUGCAAAACAUUCUUUGAAAGGCAUUGUAUGAAGUUGUUUUGUAACUGUUCUAUGAAGAAACAGGGGAAGAAAAAGAGUUGUUCAAGGUUUAUUAUGACAAUAAAUCAAUUUUGUUUCUCU